GUGUAAAAAAUAAAAACGCACACACAUUUGUGAAGGGUGAUAGUGUUUAACUGCUUCCUCUGUGAAGUGUUGGUUUGUUUCAUCGUACUUGCGGCCAUCAUUGUCACUGUGAUUGAAUCCACACCCCCACAUGGAUGUGAAAGGAACUAUUUAUUAUGAGAGAAAGCAUGUUCCUAAAACUAAUAUUCCAGUGAUUAGUGAUUGCAAAUUUCUAAUUGACUUCAUAAUGAAUAAUUACUUGGGACCUGAUGUUAAGUCUGAUAUUCCAAGACGUUCAGUUUCUCAUUUACUAAGAUAUGCUCUCCCUGGUCUUGUUCUUGAUAUCAAUAUGUUUCAUAUGUAUCUAAAGGGAAAAUUGCUUUUUCCAAGCUCUGAUUUUACUGAGAAUAGUAAGCAGUUUACAAGUUUUUACCCUUUGGAUCUUCAUCCACAGAGGUGGUUCCCUGAGAGCUUUAGAAUCAUUAAAGGCAUUGUUUUAAUCGAUGAUCCUAUUUCGUCGGGCAUCAAGGAGAAGGAUUUAAAUAGGUUCAUGUCUUUAACUGGUGUGAAUACUUUAAAGUUGAAUCAAAAUGAAUGUUUAGGUGUUAAAAUUGACACUCAAGUAGGCAAGGAUGUUGGUGAUAGUAAUGGAGCCAACGAGGCUCCGGAGAAACAGUCUACGCAAGAGUACAAGAGAAAGUACAUUGACGACACUCCGCCAACGCCGGAGUUCCCCCGUGUUGUCCCCACAAAGCAAUAUGCCACCGGAGAUCAUUCCAAGAAGAUUUGUAGCAGAUGGGAUGGACCUUCCUUGAUGCCCCUUCUCUCUAUUCCAGACGUUGACGAUUGCGACCAAGGUUCGUCUUUUGUUUUAACAGGGACAGCCAAAAGUGGGAAAUGUGGUCCUCCUGUGGGUGUUGUGGAUAUUGGCACUAGUAAAGCAGCAUAUCUAUUCCGGGUUUCGUUACCAGGGGUCAGAAAAGAUUAUAGUCAAUUCAGUUGUGAGAUUGAAUAUGAUGGGAGGGUUCACAUCAAGGGGUUGUUAGGUGGUGGAAGAACCAUAACAAAACAAUCACGAGUUUAUGACAUGAAAGUCCGGCAGUUGUGCUCGCCUGGACCAUUCACGCUUUCAUUCAGACUUCCAGGGCCGGUCGAUCCAAGACUGUUUGCACCUAACUUCAAAUCUGAUGGCAUUUUUGAAGCAGUUGUA
Arachis ipaensis is the source of this 1189-nucleotide messenger RNA. Its product is annotated as HSP20-like chaperones superfamily protein. NCBI's taxonomy places the organism in Eukaryota, Viridiplantae, Streptophyta, Magnoliopsida, Fabales, Fabaceae. Gene Ontology annotation, cellular component: nucleus. The record is from RefSeq and is a predicted model, not a curated record.